Salvia splendens (bonfire salvia) is the source of this 2193-nucleotide messenger RNA. RefSeq names its product pre-rRNA-processing protein esf1. The transcript has 7 exons. Gene Ontology annotation, biological process: rRNA processing. NCBI's taxonomy places the organism in Eukaryota, Viridiplantae, Streptophyta, Magnoliopsida, Lamiales, Lamiaceae. Gene Ontology annotation, molecular function: RNA binding. The coding region runs from base 225 to 2075 and encodes 616 amino acids. Gene Ontology annotation, cellular component: nucleus. The record is from RefSeq and is a predicted model, not a curated record.
UAGCUGCUCAACGUCCCUCUCCUCCCCUCUGUCUCUCUCUCACACACACCAUUGUGAUUUGUGAGGAAAGAAAAGCCGCCUUCAUCUUCUUCUCCUCUCUUGCGUUUCAUUUUUUGUUUGCUGCGGUUUCAGGAACAGCAGACGAUCCCUCCCUAGGUCUUGUUUAUUAUUCAUCGUUUCUCUCCCCUCUCUGUGUCUCUCACACACACCACCGUCAGGAGAGAAUGUCAUCCUCCACACGAAGGAUUUUGGGAUUGGAGCAGAGAAAGAAGCAGAAGAAAACGAAGAAGAAGGAACCGGCAAUGAUUAAGGACGAGCGAUUUGCUUCGGCCCAGUCAGACCCUCGCUUCAUGGAAGCUCCCAAGAGGCAUUCCAAGGUCACAAUCGACUCUCGCUUCCAGCGCAUAUUUACCGACCGCAACUUCAUCUCCUCUCGUGCUCCCGUAGAUAAGCGUGGCAAACCCAAGCCUAACAACUCCUCCUCCUCUUCCUCUCUCGCUCAUUACUACCGCCUCCACCAAGAAGAUGUCCCAGAAUCAGAUGCCCAAAUUGCCAAACCAGCUCAAUCUAAAACUGAUAUUGAAAAAAUGAGGAAUCUUGAUGAGGAUGAAUUAGACGACGAAGAAGAUGAAGAUGACGAUGAUGGUGAUGACGGGCAGAGUGUGGACGAGUCUUCAUCCACCAGUACUACUGACUCAGGUGAUGACAAUUAUGUGGACCAAGAGGAUGAAGAAGAUAGCCUUAUGCCGCAGGAGGAUGUACCCGAAAUCGACAAAGAAACACGAAGGCUAGCUGUUGUCAAUCUCGACUGGAGUCAAGUCAGGGCUGUUGAUUUGUAUGUCUUGUUAACUUCAUUUCUCCCUAAAGGGGGUCAAAUUUUGUCUGUAUCUGUCUAUCCAUCCGAGUUUGGAAUCAAGCGCAUGGAAGAGGAGGCAGUCAGUGGGCCUGUUGGAUUAUUUGAUGAUGAGGAUAAGCAUGAUGAUAUGGAUGAUAUGGAUGAUGACGAUGAUGAUGAGAUUGACCAAAGUAAGCUACGCGCUUAUGAGAUUAGCAGGCUAAGGUAUUAUUAUGCUGUUGUAGAAUGUGAUUCAGUUGCAACAGCAGAUUAUCUCUAUAAAACUUGUGAUGGAGUAGAGUUUGAAAGAUCAGCGAAUAAGUUGGACUUGAGAUUUAUCCCAGAUUCAAUGGAGUUUAAGCAUAAGGCACGCGAUGUUGCCACUGAGGCACCGGCAGAUUAUGAAGGUUUAGAUUUUCAAACUCGAGCGCUGCAACAUAGCAACAUUCAUCUCACAUGGGAUGAAGAUGAACCACAACGCGCAAAGACCUUGAAGAGAAAACUUAAUGAUGAGCAGAUAGCUGAGUUGGAGUUAAAAGAGUAUUUGGCAUCUGAUGAGAGUGAAUCAGAUGAGGACAAGAACGAAGAUGAAGUGGAAGGGGAGUCUGAAAAGAAGUGCAAUAAGCGAGAUAAGUACCGUGCUCUAAUCCAGGCAGGGGACGGCUCAGAUGAAGACGAAGAAGAUGAUGAUGGGCGGCAGGACAUGGAGGUGACUUUUAGUUCUGGAUUAGAAGAGAUCAGCAAACGCAUUUCUGAAAAGAAGACGAAGAAAGCAGAAACAGUUUGGGAGGCUUACCUCAGAAAGAGAAAAGAGAAAAAGAAUGCUUCAAAGAAAGGGUCGAAAUACGUUUCAGAUGAUGAGAGUAGUGACGCUGAUGAAGAAGCUGCAGAAGAAGCAGAUGACUUUUUUGUGGAAGAUGAUGCUCCAGCUGAGGAAAAUAAGGGCAGUUGUGGGACAAGGAAGAGGGCGAAUGAAAACGAAGCAAGCAUAGCAGAACUGGAGCUGUUAACUGCUGACGAUACCAAUUUAAAGGGGUACAACAUAAAACCUAAGAAGCGCAAAGGGAAGAAGGGGAAAGAAGUUGUUGACGAGGGCAAGAUACCAACUGUGGAUAAUCAAGAUCCGCGGUUUGCAGCCUUGUUCACCUCACCGCUGUAUGCUCCGGACCCAACUGAUCCCCAGUAUAAAAGGAGUGCACCUUAUCAUCGGCAGAAGCAGAACAAGAAAAGGGACCGGUAGAAUGCUGAUUGAACUGUAUGAUCGUUUAGCUGAAUAUUGUUGUGAUUUUAUUAUACUACUAUAUUUUUAAUUUACUUGUUUGAUUCUAUGGAUUUAUAUAAAAAUUUUAGAUGAUCAA